AGCUCUGAGCACCAGCCAAAUACAAGGCAGGGAGGUGUGGUGGGUAAGGCAGUGGGUGGGCUUUGGAGAGACGUGGGCCCGAGUGCAAAUCCUGCCUCUGCUACUUCCUAGACAUGUGACGUUGGUCAAGUUACUUCAGCUUGCUGUGCUUCAGUUUCCCGUGUAAAAUGGAGAAGGUAGCUGUUACUUGACUUGGUGUGGGGAAAUAAAAGGAAUAAAGGCCAACCCCACUUCGAGGGAUCAUGACAUAAUGCCAGGAAGUGGGAGUUGAAGUGACCUGGGUGAUUCUGAGUGAGUUGGUCAGGGAGGCCUUCCUGGAGGAGGUGAGUCCUUAGUACUUGACUAAGCUGCUAACACUGUUGUUUCUUUGGGGGAAGGUUACAUUCCUUUAUUUUCCUUUUUUUUUUUCUUUUUUCACAAUCUCUCUACCCACUGAGCCCUCUGGCAACCCUCCCCACUCCCCCUCCAGCUGUCAGCCAGGUCUCUAUGAGACUGUCUCCAUGUCAGGGAAGUGUGGCCUACAGGACAGGUUGACACUGUCAUGGCAGACACUUCCCAUCCUGUUGGACUCCGUUUGUGCUUAGCUGGGGCAGUUCCAGGGUUUCUGGGGUGUCUAGCUCCAGCAGAACUCCUUGUGCUAGCCCAGCAUAGCUCAACGCCUGGAGCAGAAAACUCCUUCUACAACGAAUCCCCAUUUCCUCCUGAAGCCUUCUGCAAGCCCACAGGGAUCUCUGCCUUUUCCAGCUGGGCGCUCACUGUCUGUGCUAGUGUUUUAAUGUUACUACUUUUAGAAUAGGUAAUCAGGUUCAAAGUGCAAAAGGGCAUUCAGUGAAAGAUGUUUUUCCUGCUCCGUCUCCUCCCAGCCAGGUGCUACCUAGACCCAGUGGUACCAGUUUUUGUCCUCCAGCUAGACCCUAAAAUCCCGUGGGGAAAGCAAUCCUCUCAUACCUCGUGCCCCAGCUGGACUGAACUGUCCCAGCUGAACUGAACUGUCCCAGGGGGGUUUAUCUAGCACCACAGCCUCCCUCCACCAUCAGCACUGUUGUGGUCUUGAGUCACAUCCCAAGCCCCUCUUAAGUGGCCAUACAGCUGCCAAUCAGGCCCAUCUCCUAGGUGCCCUCCCCCAGCGAUCACGUGGUCCUUCCUACAGUACCAUGCUCCCUCUAACCCUGGGUUGCUCCUCAUACUUCAGGUCGGUGGCAGGCUGCUUGGCAUGAUGACUUGGUGGCAGCUGCCUCCCCAGGCCCAUCCUCUGCCACUUCCAUCAGACUUCAUUCUCCCACAAACCCAUUUGCCUGCUGUUCUCUGACUGGCUGUGCCGCCUCCUGCCUCUAGGCUUUCCGUGUGUGCUCACUUCGCCUGGCUAGCUCCUGCUUGUGGGCUCGGGCCCCAAGGUGUGGACGCCACAACACAUCAAGCUAUUUCCAGGGCCGGGCCCAGCACUAGAGCUGACUCAGCUGGGGUCCCCACUGGUUCCAGAGGAUGAGACUCUUCCGCAGACGCCACAUGCCCCUGCGCCUGGCCAUGGUGGGCAGCGCCUUUGUGCUCUUCCUCUUCAUCCUGCAGAGGGAUGUAAGCAACAGGGAACAGGCCACAGAGAAACCGUGGCUGAAAUCCUUGGUGAGCCAGAAGGACCACGUCCUGGACCUCAUGCUGGGAGCCGUGAACAACCUCAAGGAUUCGAUGCCCAAGCUCCAGAUCAGGGCUCCAGAGCCCCAGCAGGCACUGGUCUCCACAAACAAGUCCUGCCUCCCUGGGUUCUAUACCCAGGCGGAACUGAAGCCCUUCUGGGAACGGCCGCCACAGGACCCCAACAGCCCUGGGGCAGACGGGAAAGCAUUUCAGAAGGACAAGUGGACCCCGCUGGAGACCCAGGAAAAGGAAGAAGGCUAUAAGAAGCACUGCUUCAAUGCCUUCGCCAGUGACCGGAUCUCCCUGCAGAGGGCUCUGGGGCCCGACACUCGACCCCCUGAAUGUGUUGACCAGAAGUUUCGGCGCUGCCCACCACUCCCCACCACCAGCGUCAUCAUUGUGUUUCACAACGAGGCCUGGUCCACGCUGCUGCGGACGGUGUACAGCGUCCUGCACACCAGCCCUGCCAUCCUGCUGAAGGAGAUCAUCCUGGUGGACGAUGCCAGCACUGAGGAGUAUUUAAAGGAGCAACUGGAGCAGUACGUGAAGCAGCUGCAGAUCGUGAGGGUGGUGCGGCAGGAGAAGCGGAAGGGGUUGAUCACCGCCCGACUGCUGGGAGCCAGUGUGGCACAGGCAGAGGUGCUCACCUUCCUGGACGCCCACUGUGAGUGCUUCCAUGGCUGGCUGGAGCCCCUCCUAGCUCGCAUCACCGAGGAUGAGACGGCGGUGGUGAGCCCAGACAUCGUCACCAUUGACCUUAACACUUUUGAGUUCUCCAAGCCCAUCCAGAAGGGCAGAGUCCACAGCCGGGGCAAUUUUGACUGGAGCCUGACCUUCGGCUGGGAGACUCUACCUGCACAUGAAAGGCAGAGGCGCAAGGAUGAGACCGACCCAAUCAAGUCCCCGACGUUUGCUGGUGGCCUCUUCUCCAUCUCCAAGUCCUACUUUGAGCACAUCGGUACCUAUGAUAAUCAGAUGGAGAUCUGGGGAGGGGAGAACGUGGAAAUGUCCUUCCGGGUGUGGCAGUGUGGGGGCCAGCUGGAGAUCAUCCCCUGCUCUGUGGUCGGCCACGUGUUCCGCACCAAAAGCCCCCACACCUUUCCCAAGGGCACCAAUGUCAUUGCUCGCAACCAAGUGCGCCUGGCUGAGGUCUGGAUGGAUAAUUACAAGGAGAUUUUCUACCGGAGAAAUAUACAGGCAGCAAAGAUGGCCCAAGAGAAAUCCUUCGGUGACAUUUCUGAACGACUGCAGCUGAGGGAACAACUACACUGUCGCAACUUUUCCUGGUACCUGCACAAUAUCUACCCAGAGAUGUUUGUUCCUGACCUGAAGCCCACCUUCUAUGGAGCUAUAAAGAACCUUGGCAUCGAUCAGUGCCUGGACGUGGGCGAGAACAACCGUGGGGGGAAGCCCCUCAUCAUGUACCCCUGCCACGGCCUCGGCGGCAACCAGUACUUUGAGUACACAACCCAGAGGGACCUUCGCCACAACAUUGCAAAGCAGCUGUGUCUACACGCCAGCGCUGGCACUCUGGGCCUUCAGAGCUGUCAGUUCACUGGCAAAAACAGCCAAGUCCCUAAGGACGAGGAAUGGGAAUUGACCCAGGACCAGCUCAUCAGAAAUUCAGGAUCUGGUACCUGCCUGUCGGCCAAGGACAAAAAGCCUGUCAUGGCCUCCUGCGAUCCCAGCGACCCCCGCCAGCACUGGCUCUUCAUCUAGGCCGCAGAUCACCCUGGUGGGAGUUCCCACGAGCCUCUCAGGACACAGGGUUUUGGGGCCCCUGAUACUUGGGAACCCACUCAUCAGCUUCUCUGUAGGCCUUAAAGAUGGAGUUCUAAACCUAAUUUUAGAUGUCAAGGCAGGACCUCCUACUCCUUGCAGCGAUGUGGGGCCCAUUUUCUUUACGCUGAUGAAGAGACCGUGAGAACAUGUCAUCAUGGCCCUGAGCUUUCCCUCUGUCCUAGAUACAGACUCCCAAACAGAGAGAGCUCCUGGGACAGGGCCCGAGGCAGCAGUGCCGAAUCCAAGAGAAGGACUCCUGCAGCCACGUCCUGCACCCCUGGUCACGUAGCGCACCCACAGAACCUGGUGACACCGUAUACUCCUCUGUUAGGGGUCUACGAGCGUCUCCUUUGCUUAUCAUACCCCAAGUCUGUAGAGCCGUUUAUGGAAAGCGCCCUGACAGGAAUCCUUUAUCUUACUUCAUCUGACAAUAACUCUGUGAGAAGGGCAGAACAGGAACCUGCAUGCUCACUUUACAGAGAAGGAAGCUGAGGCAGAGAGGGGUGAAGGAGGUAGCCUCUCAGCUAGUGGAUGGCUGGAGCCAAGGCUGGGGAUUGAACACAGAACCAGGGCGCCUUCCACCACACCACGAGAACACUAAACAACUAGCCAUCAGCCUGCCCAUUCUCUCUUCUCUCCCUUCUGGUCCUGUCUGGCUAGCUGGUCUCCAUAAAGCUUAGAACAGUGGAGCCGGGUAGCCUGGAGGGAGCCAUAACGCUCAUGGAGCCAGUGAUUCUCAGGUUUAAGUCCCAGAACCCUAUUUGUACUGCCCCACGUGUAAUGUGAUGAAGGGCAAAGCAGCCCUGGGUGAAACUGAGGGUGGACGAGGGCAGUGCCCAUCAGCCUCUGAACUUCUAAAAUACUCUAAGACAGUUUGAAAACUGUCAUUUUAGCUCAGGCUUAUCACUUUCCUAUUAUAAAACCGAGGGCAAACAAGUGAAGUAAUUUGCCCAAGGCCACAUAGCAAGGCAUUGGCAGCCCUGAGGGAGGGCCCAGAUAAGGCCCACAAGAGCCUUGGGAGCCUGAGGAAUCAGGGACAGUGUAUACUCCACACGUGACUGUGUUACUGGCUUUGUCUGCUGUGCUCACAUGAAGUCCCCACGUGGACCACUCCUGACAAGGCCUGUCAGCUCUUUUUCCAGCAACUCCGACUCCACACACACAGACACAAGUUCUUCCAGGUCUUUCAGUAGCAGGCUGUCAUCUCAGGCAUCGCCACGUGAGGGCGCCAUGGGACCACAGCUGCCUCUCCUUCCCAGCAACUCAUUACUGCAAGUCGCCUAAGCUCCCUGAAGAGCCCUGCCAGAGGAAACACUUUGGAGUAGCCCACCCAAAGGAGGAAGGCAUAGCCUCUCCCAGGAUGUGGCCUGGAGUGGGAAAGAGGAAAGGUCUUCUGAAAGAGAAGAGAGUUGGACGUGAGAUCCCCAGGGAAAUAAAGGUUUUAUGAUAUUGGCAUUGGAUUCUUCUUCGCCCUUUAUUGUUCCUUCGCUGAUCCUUUUGGAGAACUAAUUGAUUCAGGCUGCGAAGAACUACACACAUCUGAAAAGUUCUGUCACAGCCACUGGCUCUUGUUCCCAAACAACCCCUGGCCCCCAGCUGAGCCUCCAUACUGGGUGUCAAGGCCAUGUAGACCUGAGGAGUUGUAGAAUGGGGCUCUUCCCCUGUGGAACUCACACUUGAGCUGGGGAAGCAGAGAUGUAAGCAAGUGGUGGAGUGUUCAGAGAUAUGCUAGCUGACUUAGAACAAUUCCUCCCACUUCGGGGAAUCAGGGAAGGCCUUACAAAGAUGGUGACAUUUGACUUGAGACCUCAAAGGAUGAGUCCUCAGGUGGGAAGGAUUCAAUGAGCAAAGACUUCAUA
Molecule: messenger RNA, 5273 nt
Organism: Phyllostomus discolor (pale spear-nosed bat)
Lineage: Eukaryota; Metazoa; Chordata; Mammalia; Chiroptera; Phyllostomidae
Gene: GALNT6
Product: polypeptide N-acetylgalactosaminyltransferase 6
Exons: 12
Coding region: 1483-3351 (622 amino acids)
Cellular component (GO): Golgi apparatus
Source: RefSeq, a predicted model, not a curated record